CCGCAACUUACCGCCAACUGAUCCGCCGAAGAUCACAAGCCUCAACUUCGAUCGGUAAAGCAUGCGCUACUGUGCUCGGAAAAUUAUUCUGUACGUCGAGAAUCAGCGCUCGAAAAUGUUCCACAUUCAUCUGCGGUUAUUUGAGAGUAUGCGUUGCUAUAGUUAUGGAAAUCUCCGCCUGCCGUGCCAAGAUCUAUCAGGACGCCUUUAUAUGAGAGCUGGAAAGGUUUCUUGGACAGUCAACUGAAUCAUGUUUUUCCCCACUUUGUUAUUGCUACCUGGCUUCGCCACGUAUGUGCUGGGAACAACCGUUUACAUGGCUGGUGAUUCAACCAUGGCCAAAGACGGUGGCGGCUCGGGAACCGACGGUUGGGGUCAAUAUUUGGGCCAGUAUCUGUCUGUCACGGUCGUGAACAAAGCCAUUGCGGGUCGUAGCGCACGGAGCUAUACUGAUGAAGGCCGCUUUGACACGCUCAUCGACACUGUCUCUAGCGGCGACUACGUCGUGAUCGAGUUUGGUCAUAAUGAUGGAUUGUCCGGUACCGUGGAUAAUGGGCGUCAGGAUGCUUAUGGGGACGACUACAACACGACGAGCACAGUGACCAACUCAGCUGGUGAAAGUAUAGUCAUUCACACAUUCCCGUACUAUAUACAGAAUGCCGUCACUGCUCUCCAAGCCAAGGGUGCCAUCCCGAUCGUUUCCUCGCAAACUCCCAGCAAUGAUUGGGACGACGGUGUCAUUACCGAUCCCCCUCGCUUUGUUGCAUAUGCGAAUACGGCAGCCACUCGUACUGGAGCGACGUACAUAAAUCACUACGCAUACGUGGCCCAAGCCUAUGAGUCUCUCGGGGAGACUGUUGUGGAUGCAUAUUACCCUCUCGAUCAUACCCACACGUCGGUAGAGGGUGCCAACGUGGUAGCGGAGGCAUUUGUGAGAGGACUGCUUUGUGGUAAUAGUGACUUGGCGGCGUAUGUCAAUUCUGCAGGACAGGCUGUUCCCAAUAGCUGUUUGUAACUCGGAGUAAUACUAGCGGUCCUCGGUCGACGACAUCAAUACCUUGCUUUUGCGUUGUCAUCCAUCUUCUACUUUCCAUUGAUGUGGAUGUGGAACGUGGAAACAUUCCUGUAUUCAAUGUCAAGGCUGAUUCAAUUUCCAGC
This is a messenger RNA of Desarmillaria tabescens, 1158 nucleotides long. Its product is annotated as rhamnogalacturonan acetylesterase. Gene Ontology annotation, molecular function: hydrolase activity, acting on ester bonds. Bases 251 to 1015 code for a protein of 254 amino acids. The transcript has 6 exons. Lineage: Eukaryota; Fungi; Basidiomycota; Agaricomycetes; Agaricales; Physalacriaceae. The record is from RefSeq and is a predicted model, not a curated record.